This is a messenger RNA of Musca vetustissima, 799 nucleotides long. RefSeq lists its product as uncharacterized. The transcript has 4 exons. The annotation marks the transcript as partial. NCBI's taxonomy places the organism in Eukaryota, Metazoa, Arthropoda, Insecta, Diptera, Muscidae. The record is from RefSeq and is a predicted model, not a curated record.
AUGUUGCAGCAACGACGAAAACGACCACAGAUAAUGGCAUUGCAUCAAGUGACCCAUAUAUGGCCAACAAAACAAAGAAGACGAACAACAACAUCACAACUAUUAGCGGUUACCAUUAUUUGCAUGUAUUUGGACAAAAUUGCACCCGUUAGGGCUGGUGUAUUCUAUCCAAGAGGCGGAUCAUUUGGGCAGUAUUUGGCAGCUGUGGCCAUACCAGUGGACUUGCCCAAUCGUAAUAUUUACAUGGCUUUUAAUUUUGAGUCCAAUUAUGGUUUGCCAUCGAAUGAUUCCUACAAUGAGUGGAUAGAUAGGUGGGAUUUAGAUGAAACCUACUUGGGUAUUGGCAACAACGUCACAGUCAUUAAUAACCGAAAUUUAAAAAGGAGCAAAAGUAAAAGAUCCCCCUCCGCCAAUACAUCGGACCAGCAACGAUUAUUGCCACGUUACGACCGUCGUACAUUUUAUCGCACAUUUACUGGUUAUUUGGAUCUCUAUCAAAUGAAUGGUACCGGUUGUCUGCUGAGAACGAUUUGCGAAGUGGCCGCAUCAACAAUGGAUGAAAACAAUGGUGUUUUGGGCAGUAUUUUGAAAAUUUUAUUCAUGCCAACAACAUCACGACCCGAAUCGCCACCACAACUGCAUAACGAUAUUAACGACGAAGACCUGUAUCGCGCCGAAUGGCAAGGCCGCAAAUAUUUGGCUAAUAAUAAUAUGGAGGACGAUAACGAAAAUGAAAAUAGCAACAACGACAACAAUGCAUGCUUGGAUUAUACACAAUGGUGUCCUGAAGGAGUUAUUA